Molecule: messenger RNA, 1617 nt
Organism: Pangasianodon hypophthalmus (striped catfish)
Lineage: Eukaryota; Metazoa; Chordata; Actinopteri; Siluriformes; Pangasiidae
Gene: il22
Product: interleukin 22
Exons: 5
Coding region: 30-554 (174 amino acids)
Cellular component (GO): extracellular region
Source: RefSeq, a predicted model, not a curated record
CUGUAAGAGUGCUCUCAGGUUUGGGAAAGAUGAAUUGCGCUGUGCUUGCUGUGCUGGCUGUGCUGUGCUGCUGCUGCGCUCUGCGCGCGGAUGCCCGACCUGCGCGUUUACGCUCGCGCCCUUUGGACAACUCGGAGACCUGGAACAACGUCAUGGUCAUGGCCAAGCAUGCGCAGGCGCAAGACCGGGACCACGAGACUCGCCUGAUCCCGGUGAUUUCCAGCGACAAGCUAAAAGACGGGGAUGUUUGCUGCGUCAACGUCAAGAUCCUCGAUUACUACCUCAGGCACAUUUUGGACAGUCAGGCGCGUGAACACCAUUAUCCGCGCCUGCAUCUGGUCAAGCCUGAUUUAGUCAGAGUGGCUAGAGACCUGGAACCACACUGUAACUCCAAGCAGGUUGACCUGGAGCACUUGCAGACCUUCACGCAGAACCUGAAAAGAGCCGGAGAGAUGUACAAGAAUAACACCAAAGCACAGAACAAGGCGAUUGGGGAGCUCGAUAUCCUCUUCCAUUACCUGUACGAGUCGUGCAGCGCCACCAGCACAUCCUAAACCUGUGCAAGAGCCUCUGCAAUGGGUUCUCAGAAAAAAGGGUACUAAACUGUACCUUUUCUUGUUGCUGAAGUAGUACACUCAAGGGUGGAUCUGUUGUGCCUUUAGUGUAUAUUUAAUUAUCAUCCAAUUAUGUACCUUAAAACUUUUUUUUAAAGGUACACUAUAUCCACAGGUGAAAGAUACAAAAGGUAAAGGUACAAAAGAUUUAUCCUUAAGGGUACCACUGCGUCGACAAUGAAACAAACAGUACUUUUUUUUCUGAGUGGGCCAUGGACCGAAGGAAAUAUGCUUAUUUUUUUUUUUACCACGAAAAGUGUUUUGAAAUAUUUGAUAUGAAUAUCAUUAUUUAUUAUUAUGUUUUAUUUAUUAGCUUUAUUUAUUUAGCAUUACGAGAUGACUAUAAAUUAUUAAACUUUGUAUUGACAGUAUAGGCUCCACACAAUGUGUGAACUGAGUCAUUACGACUUAAAGCCUCCAGUGCCAGAGCAAGAGAAUGUAAAUGCAUUGUAAAAGCAUUCCUACUAUGUACUUUUUUACUUUUUGCAGUUAUUAAAAUGAAAUUAUUUAAUAAUGCUUUAAAACAGAGUUCUAAAUUGUUGGUAUAUCUGUUUUAUACAUAUUUAUUUGCAUAUUCACAAUAAAAGCUUUAAAAACAAAAAUCUGUUGCCUGCUUUUAUAUGCUACGUGAUAUAAAAGUGAGGGUAAAAACUUUUCAGCAAAUGACAAUGCUGAUCAAACACGCUCUGCUUCAUAAAGUGAAAUUGACUGAAUACUCCAGCAUUUGUGCACCUUAUUUUCUAGAAACAAUAAAUAAAAUGAUGUCAUUAGGCCUAAAUUUUGACUACGCUUAUAUUUAAUCCCUUACACUCCCUGGACCCAGUGGCAGGGCCAUUAUUAAUAUAACUACAUGUUCUCUACUAUCUUCACUGCAGUUACUAAAUAAUAUGCUCUAAGAUGAAUAACUGAAUAAUAAGCUUUGACUUUAGGAGGUUAUCAGGUAUCAGUUGGGUGUUGUCUAGCCAUAAAGUUGACAAAGAUGACAAAUUAUCCACAAAUUACU